This is a messenger RNA of Rhododendron vialii, 1436 nucleotides long. RefSeq names its product phospholipase D beta 1-like. Gene Ontology annotation, molecular function: D-type glycerophospholipase activity. The transcript is spliced from 8 exons. Gene Ontology annotation, biological process: phospholipid catabolic process. Bases 228 to 1385 code for a protein of 385 amino acids. Gene Ontology annotation, cellular component: plasma membrane. Lineage: Eukaryota; Viridiplantae; Streptophyta; Magnoliopsida; Ericales; Ericaceae. The record is from RefSeq and is a predicted model, not a curated record.
GCCUGUUGUUGGUUGUCCAAGAGAACCAUGGCAUGACUUGCACUGUCGAAUUGAUGGCCCAGCGGCAUAUGAUAUUCUCACCAACUUUGAGGAGCGCUGGUCAAGGGAUUCAAAGCCCCGUGGGCUUAAAAAACUCAAAGAGACAGGUGGAUCAGCAUUACACAAAAUUUUCAAAAUUCGUAGCAUGGCAGAGCUGAAGGAUUUAAAAUCCCAAGGGGCUUCUAGAAAUGUAUGAAUCAUACAAUGAUGCAUUACUCACGAUUGAUAGAAUUCCGGACAUCAUUGGAAUGACAGAUUUGCCAUGCCUAAGAGAUGAUGAUCCAGAAACUUGGCAUGUCCAGUUUUUUCGUUCGGUAGACUCCAAUUCAGUUAAGGGUUUUCCAAAAGACCCAAAAGAUGCUACAAGCAGGAACUUGGCAUGCGGGAAGAAUGUCCUGAUAGACAUGAGUAUACAUGCUGCAUAUGUAAAUGCAAUCAGUGCGGCCCAACGCUUCAUUUACAUUGAGAACCAGUACUUCCUUGGGUCAUCAUAUAACUGGAAUCAACACAAAAAAUUAGGUGCAAACAAUUUAAUACCAAUGGAAAUCGCUCUCAAAAUUGCAAAUAAAAUCAAAGCGAAGGAGAGAUUUUCUGUAUAUAUUGUCAUCCCAAUGUGGCCAGAGGGUGAUCCCACAUUUUUCACCACUCAAAGGAUUCUUUUUUGGCAGUAUAAUACAAUGCAAAUGAUGUAUGGAAUGAUUUACAAGGCUUUGGAAGAGGAAGGGCUUGAGAAGGAAUAUGAGCCUCAAGACUAUUUGAAUUUCUUUUGCCUUGGCAAUCGUGAGGCUGAAGACGGGGAAGACACUACUUUAGAUGCAGGAAAUGCUCAUGCCGAAAACACUCCACAAGCACUGACCAGGAAAAACCGACGCUUUAUGAUUUAUGUCCAUUCAAAGGGCAUGAUAGUUGAUGAUGAGUAUGUGAUAUUGGGGUCCGCAAACAUCAACCAACGUUCCUUAGAAGGCACAAGGGACACCGAGAUUGCCAUGGGAGCGUAUCAACCUCGCCAUACUUUGGCAAGCAAGGGCUGUCAUCCACAUGGGCAGAUCUAUGGGUAUAGAAUGUCACUAUGGGAAGAGCGCAUUGGUGAUCUUGAGGAAUGUUUUAAGCAACCAGAGAGCAUCGAAUGCGUGAGAAGGGUAAGGUCACUGGGUGAGCUGUACUGGAAGCAGUAUGUGGCCGAUGAAGUAACAGAAAUGAAAGGUCACCUUCUGAAGUACCCACUCGAGGUUGAUCAAAUGGGCAAGGUGAAUCCUCUUCCCAGCUGCAAAGAAUUUCCAGAUAUGGGCGGGAAAAUCACCGGGAGUAUCGGGCCUAUUAAGAUCAACGAAAAUCUCACCAUCUGAUCAAAUCAAGCUUCCAAUGUGGUGAACGCUUCCAAUGUAGUGAAUUUGUGA